UAUGGCGUUCGAAGAUGUCCAAAAAUAUUACUUUGCAUACUUUGCAACUUGGGGUUUGGGGAUGUGCGCGUAAUUAUCAUACACCUGGUCAACAGGAUCCUUUCUACGCUCUCUACGUCAUGCACACGCUUAUAAAUGCAGAGCGACCGCUUAAUUCAGAACAUCAUUUUGCGAGAGAUUCGGCGAUGAUGGAAAAACACAAAUACACCGACAGCUCCAGACACGACCAGCAGAACAACAAUAACUAUACCUGCUACACCACCUGAAGAUAUACCUGAUGCUGGAGUGAGAAACACACACAGUCAAUGAUCUUAAACACUAUAAAGUAUGAAAGCACUAUAUGAUGCUGAAGUGAUGUACUCACCACUGACAGUCAGAAUGAAUCUCAAGUAUUCGGCUCUUCUGUCACCGCUGAUCUUUACUUUAUAAAGUCCAGUGUCUGUGAUUCUGGCGUCUGUGAUGUAUAAGAAUGCCGUCAUCUCCAAACCUCCACACUAUCAGAUCAUAUCUCUGUGUGUCAACAUCUUCCAUCAUCAGAUAGGCAGGAUCUCCUUCUGUUACCGACACCGUCUUUAAUUCACAUUUUUCCGCAUCGAUCACAUGUGGAGAAUCUACAAGAAACAAUUUCACAUACAGAAACUCAACUACUAAAUAAUACUUUUCGUGUCAACAGAAUCACGGUGUUACAGUUGAUCUACAGUGUAGAUUCACACGGAGCAUAUUACACACAUGCAGCUUGAACAGUUACACAGUAAAGUGUUGAUUAAGAGGCAGUAGUAGCAGAGCAAUAUUUGUCAGCAUAUGCAAGUACUUUGACAUAGUGACAUAAUUUCAUGCUUCAUAUUUCUAUUCAAAGCAAUAGGAAUUCACAAUCACAAACUAAAAAUACCUAUGUUUAAUAACCCAAACUACAAAAUUUCAGUCAUUAAAAAUAUUGUACAGUUUAUAAUGAACUUCUCUGGAGGAGGACAAGCUCUACUCUCAGCCAGUCUUGUCUCUUUGUUCCAAGGUUACCGCAGGAUGCAGUUCAUGCCCAGACCUGAUGGCAGAGCUAAGAAUGGGAAGCGGGGACCUGACAAGAGCUGAGAUGAUAGAGCUGGAUAAAGGACGCAGCAACUUGACACGAUUUUUCUACAACACUUCAAAUGCUAAUCUUAAAUCUAUAAUUUACUUUAUUAUGAAUUCCUUCACGCAGUCCAGUGACGUCACAUGCAAACAACCUAAGGAACUAUCAUGGGGAGAAGGGUCUGGCUGCAGACCAGAUGCACUCUCAGGCUAGAUGCACUGUCAGCGGCGCAUGCGCACUCCGACACAUGCACUGUCAGCGGCGCAUGCGCACUCCGACACAUGCAGUCUCAGCCGCGCAUGCGCAUUACAUCAAACUGUCAGACACGUGUGUGAAUUAAAUGCACCUACAGGCCAAUUGCAUGGAAAAUUGUUUGCUCACUAUACUGAGGAGUCCAAAGCCUUCCUUAGUGGUGAUCAGCAGCCUGUAUAUAGGUUGCAAAAAAGGAAGGUGGAAGAAAUCUCUCAGGAAGAGCCUUUUGACGGACAGGUAACUUCUCAGGUAGAUGAAACCAUUCUAUUCAACUGUGAGUAUGCAUCGGAGAAGCAGGUGGUUCAGUCUCCACGAAAAGAGCGUGUCAUGACGGAUCUUAAAACUGCCAGUCAGUGGUGCUUGGAGAACUCUGGGGAUCUUCUUGGCUCAGUUCAGCUUCCACUCAUAAUGUGCAUGGGGGAUGAUGAAGCUGCAGAGGCCUUGGAACAGUUCUUCACUAUAGAUGUCAUAGAACAUGAUAGUGUAGAGCCUCUGAUGUUUGUUUUUACUUUUAUGCAGGACAUGCAUACAUUUUUAGAAAAUGUGGUGGACAAAAUGCACCUUAGAGUCUUUUGUAGAGUACAAAAUUGA
Molecule: messenger RNA, 1909 nt
Organism: Triplophysa dalaica
Lineage: Eukaryota; Metazoa; Chordata; Actinopteri; Cypriniformes; Nemacheilidae
Exons: 8
Coding region: 1280-1909 (209 amino acids)
Source: RefSeq, a predicted model, not a curated record